This is a messenger RNA of Mesorhabditis belari, 4362 nucleotides long. NCBI's taxonomy places the organism in Eukaryota, Metazoa, Nematoda, Chromadorea, Rhabditida, Rhabditidae. The record is from the annotation of a GenBank genome assembly.
AUGCGUUUUCGUCAUUUCAGCCCACUCAUUUCCCUAUUCGUUGUGCUUUUCUUCAACGAAUUUCUCAUUUAUCAUGUGGCAUUGUUGAGAAAUUGUAGCUGGCCAACGGGAAAUGAGAAUAUUCUACGCUUUUUCAUCGUCUCUGACACACAUCUACUUGGGAUUCAUCGGGGACAUUGGUUCGACAAAUUGAGAAGAGAAUGGCAAAUGUGGAGAGCUUAUCAAACAGCGAUUGGACACUUCUCACCGGAUCUGGUGUUCUUUUUGGGUGAUUUAAUGGACGAGGGUCAUUGGACAGACAAUGAACUUUUUCAUACAUACGCCACACGAUUUGAAUCUCUUUUUGGACCAUUGAUUGGUCCGCCGAAAGUCGUUGUUCUUCCCGGAAAUCAUGAUCUCGGCUUUCAUUAUGCAAUCAAUCCACAACGCGUUACCUGGUUCGGGGAUCGAUUCGGAACAAAAACCAUCGACAGUUUCGUCAUUAAUGGUCAGCCUUUUGUUUUGAUUACAUCAAUGGCAUUGGAAGGAGAUGGAUGCAGAUUAUGUGGUGAAGCUGAAAGAGAUUUGAAACGCCUUGAUCGGCUUUUUCAAUGUGCACAAAAUUCGACUUGCUUUUUGGAAGGCGUCGAGAAAUUCCGACCAUUUCAACAACCAAUACUACUGCAACAUUUUCCACUUUACAGAUCCGAUGACUCAACUUGCAUUCGUGAUGAAGCUUUUGAUUGGAAUGAUCCAACUCGAGAUGAGCUCUUUCGUCCUGGAUGGGAUUGUCUCACAGAAGAUGCGACAGAAAAACUUGUAAAGUGGUUACAUCCCCGAGCCGUUUUUUCUGGACACACGCAUCGAGGAUGUACGAGAAAGAUUACAAUGGGCAAAGAUGUCUUCCCAGAGUACACAGUGAAUUCAUUCUCCUGGAGGAAUGGUCCAAAUCCUUCAUUUCUUAUGGUUGUUCUCAACUCCAAUCAGAUCCUUGUCAACACUUGUUAUCUCCCAAAUGAGAAUUUUGUCAUUUACCUAUAUUUAUUCUCUUUUGUCUCGUUUGAUGCGAUAGACGGUGUCAACGACGGGUUUCCCUUCAAAUUAUUUUGUUUCGGAUUGAUAAAAGCGAUGUCGUUGACAAGAUCCGUGUGUCAAGAGCUGUGCGACUUUAUCCAGGCUAAACCAAGCACCGUUCUUGGCCAGAAGUUCUUCGACCUGCGCACUGUCUUCCAAGCUGAUGUUUCAUACAAAACUGACAAGUUCGAAGCCCGAGUGGUGGCGCUAUCGAAAUUUCGAGUCUUCUUGCUUCAAGGGAAAACGCCUGGAUCGUUAAAAGUUGAUCGCUCAUUUCAUGUGUUAACGAUUCGGAUGAUUCAUGUGAUUUCGGAAGAAGAGUUAGCACUUUCGAUUGAUGAGGGCGGAAGCAGGCGGCGACUCGUUUUACGGGGGAAUUCGGCGAUCACCGUUGCGACGCAUUUUCUUUCAGCUAUUAAGCACUACUUUCCCGAUAUUAGCCCCGUGCUUCGAGUUUUGGUUGACUUGGAGCCAAAAAUGCUUUGGCAAACAUUUGAUGACAUUAAAAUUGAUGUAACUCCACGUCCGUGCCAUUCAUUCCGACGAACAUAUGCAGCUCUCUGCGAUUACUUCGAUCAGCCAUACCGGGAGGAAGUUUCUUGGGAUGUCGAAAAAAUCUACACGAUUAACCAAGUCACCGAUUUGAGGAUUGAGGAUUUCUCUCAUUUGCUGCCAAAAGAUCUUUUGCCAAUUGUUGGCGUUCUGCAGUACUCGUCCUACUUCACUGGACUCACCGCUGAGGGAUUGAAGCUGCCACCUGAUCUCGUUGAUGUAAUUCUCAGCGUUGUUCGUCGCUCACAAUGGCUCACCAAUCUUCGUUUGGUCAAUUGUGCGCUGCCAAAGGAUUUCAUAACAUUAUUCUCAUCAGCAGUCAACCAGAAUCACAACCUGCCAUUAGAAGUGCUGAACUUGUCGAAGAAUAGCUUUGAUGAUAAGAAAGGAUUUCAUGCUCUGUCCGCGUGUAUGAAGCACUUGGUUUCUCUUCGAGAAGUUAACCUCGCCGAUUGCCAACUCACCGACAAAUGUUGCGGACUUCUCUCAGCAGCUCUUUAUGUAUCAUUGACAAACAAAGCUUCAACUUUAAUGCAACUAACUCAUUUGUGUCUUGCGAAGAACGCUCUCGGAGGGGAUGUAUCUGCAUUGGUGAAUCUGGUGUCUUUAUGCAAUUCACUUCGUGUUCUCGAUGUCACCGAUUCACAAUUACCCUUAGAGAAACUCUGGCCAGCACUGAAAUAUGGAGGCCUACAAAUGGAGAAACUCAUUUUGGCGGGCUGUGUCGUUGGACCGAAAAAGAUCACUAGUGAACACGCGCAACCGGUGAAAGAAUUCUUCGCAAUGGCAGUUGGAUUGACAGAGAUUAACCUUUCAAACACGUCGCUUCCACCGGAUAUUCUGAAAGCUCUACUACUUGGAUUAGCAUGCAACCAACAGUUGAAACCAUUCUCCCUGUUAUUGAAUGGAUCGGUUGAGCGUGGAGGAGCGGCGAUCCUCGAGACGGGACUACAAAAUAUAUCGGCAAAGAGUCUCUCGCUCAGGGACAACAAUCUUGAGGCCGACCUCUUGCCAAUUGUCGCGUCAUUAGCUGGAAUGACUCAACUGCAGAAACUAGAUAUCGGUGGCUCGAAUGUGACAGCGUUGAGAAGAAGCGGGAAGCAAACCCACGUGCACACUAUCAAUAAAAUUCUUCUUGAACUUGUGAAAUUGAUUGGCGACGACGGGCACUUGGAAGAACUCAUUCUAUCGGAGGCUCGUCUUGGAGCUCACUUGUCCGUGCUACUGAAUACACUUGGUGCCACGUCAUGCUUGAAAUGCUUGGAUAUUUCUGCAAACGAGAUGGGAAACUUUGGUGCUCGGAUUUUGAGCAAAGCUUUGCAGUUGAAUGUAUCGCUGAGAACUCUUCACAUUGAUGGCAAUCACAUUACAGCUGAUGGAUUCGCUGAUAUUGCUUCAGCCAUGUUGAUGAACUACACCCUCGUCGUGUUGCCUUAUCCAAUUCUCGAUGCAAGCGAGGCUGUUGUACGAUCGGACAAAGCAAAGACAUUGACAGCAUUGGGGCAAAUCGAGACGUGUUUGGAGAGAAACAACUCGUACCAAGCUCCAAACAACGCAAAUUUCCGGCGGGCACUCUUCACGCUUAAUCAUUCAUCUGACGGAAUGUCAUUCGACUCGGUGUGCGCUGCUGAAAAUCUCUUGCGUGACGUCUCUGAUGGGCAACUACCUUUGAAGAUUCGAGCCGAUACAGUGCACUUUGUAGAACAGUUGAAAACCCAGAUGAACAAUCACUUGCGAGAUGCGAUCACGCACGAAGAAGACCAGAACGUGAGCGCCGUGUCUAACAUUGAACAUGUGGCAACGGAACGACUCACCGAACUGCUUUUGAAGGACAUAAACGCUGUUUAUUCUGAAUGGAAAUGGCGAGCGGCGUGCACGGUCGCUGAAGGGAUUCUCCGAUCGGGUGGAUGUGCAACAAGUGGAACUGGAUCAGUUACCGGCUCUUCAUCACAUGGAGGUGGAUCUCCUGGCUCGGCUAUCGCUUCACCACGGGUCAUUCAUCGACAAGAUGGGCACAGACCUAGAAGCAUCGUCGGUGAGCUACAAUCUCCAUUGGAAGAACAUGGGGUUUCCCUCGAAGCCCCUCCCAGACCAUCGGCUCUCGUUCAUUUGGCGAAAGGACGUCCUAAGCCACAAAGACGCACGCCUGCUGUAAACAACGAACACAAUGGCUCAACUCCAUCAAAUGAAAUGUCGCGUAGUGUCUGUGAUGUGGUCUGCGAGAUGGAUGAAGAAGAAAAGAAAGAAGAGAACGGCGAAGAAUUAACCAAAAAACCACUGAGUGAGCGUCCGAUGUUUCGCGCGGCAAUGCUACCCGAGGCUUCUCUCAUCGCUGCCGCUUCACAACUUCGCCCCACGCACGAGAAAGCAUUGGCCAGCCCGAAAUUGAUGCAAAAGAGUGAACAUCGCUCACUUGAGGCCCUCCGUACGCCGAACUCUCCUCGUGAAGAAAGCCCACCGCCAUUGCCAAGAAGAAACAAAGCACUAGAUGGCUCUUCAUCACCGACCACUCCACCCGUUUUGCCACCCAAGCCCAGCUCAGAAGGUCGAUUCACAUUUGGACAAUUGAAGUUCUCCGGCAACGCCAACGGACGAGGAGAUUCGACUGCAUUGGAGCCUCGAGAGCCUUCAACAAUUGCUCCAAUUCUCCGUACGGGAGCUGCUCCAGCACCCCACGUGCCACCACCGCCAUUGGAGGACGACGAGAAUGCGAACAACCGUCGAAGUGUCGCUGAUAUGGCUCGUCUCUUCAAUCGA